Molecule: messenger RNA, 3722 nt
Organism: Beta vulgaris subsp. vulgaris (sugar beet)
Lineage: Eukaryota; Viridiplantae; Streptophyta; Magnoliopsida; Caryophyllales; Amaranthaceae
Exons: 1
Coding region: 2989-3297 (102 amino acids)
Source: RefSeq, a predicted model, not a curated record
AAAGAAAUAUCAAAAUUGCUAAAAAUUCUAAAUUCUUUCUUUGCUACACUAAAAAAUUUAUCCAUUGAGUAGAUGUGUUCCUUUUUCUGUUAAAUGUACAAUCUUCAUUAUAGCAAGUGCAUAUAUUCGUGUCCUACAUAUAAUAUACCAUAUAUGUUUAUAGUUACUAUUAUUAGGGGUGUUAUAUACUUUCUCUGUUUUAAAAUUAUUGUUUAAAAAAAUUGUUAAAUGGGUCUGGGUCGCGUCCGUCAUGGAGUAAUGCAAAUCCACUUUAUAAGACCAACAAGAUUCUACCUCAAAAACAUAUGGUAAUGAGGGAAAUAACCCCUUAGCCUUACAAUGUGAAUACAACUCAUACAAGUCUUCAAUUUGAGAUACACAUCCCAACACUCCCCCUUAAUUCCAAAUUUGUUAUUUAUGGGACAACACUUCCACUAACAUAUGGGUUGUUCAUGGGGCUCAACACUCUCCCUCACACGUGAUUUGUUUUUAAUUUCAAUCAAUCCAAAUCCCAACGUGGACUCUGAUACCAUUCUCUGCCAACUUUGUAUGUGGUCAAGCAUUCCUCCGACAUAGUCUUGUCUUAGGCCAACGAAUUUAUCAUGGUAUUAGAGCGAACCAUGCUGACCCAUUAUGAAAUGAAAGAAGGAAGGUGUUAAAGAUCUAUUUGAGGGUAAAAAAAGCCCAAUAAAAAUGUGAUUACCCCAAGAAGGGACUCAGCUGACCUCAAUCCUCAUGUCGAAAGUCUAGAGAGGACCCAACGAGGAUGUUGUGACCUAUCCAAAGUGUAAGAUUAAAAGUGACUCAUAUAUGGGGAAAAGUGUUAGGAGUGUAACGACCCACAUGUGAGUUGAGAAUAGUUGUCUCACAUUGAACAAAUAGAAGAUAAUGACUAACAUAUAUAAAUUGAUAGGUUACUCCACCUAUUACAAGUUGGUCUUAGAAUGUAAUCCUGCCAAACUUAUAUGUUGUCAAACUCUCUUCCUAAACUUUUUCUUUGUAUGAAAUUUUCUAGGUGUUUUAAGAACCAAAAUUUUAUCAUUAGACUUCCAAAUAUUUUGUGAAUUUUAUUAAUACUUCAUUAGUUUAGAUCUCUAGAUAUUAUUCCAACCAGGGGCCAAGGUAAGAUAUGGCCAAGGCCCAAGAGUGGCCUUGCCCCCCUCCACUCAUUGGUGCAGACACUAGAAAAAUAUUAUUAGUGUUUUAUCUUUAAAAUAGAUUAAUUAUUAUUGAGCUAAAACAAAUAUAACUAGUCUAAUUUAUUUAAUUUAUCCCACUCAAAUAAGAAAUUCAAAUUAAAUUAAACAAAUAUAUUUUGGAUUCUAAAAUAUUCGAGUUAAUCCAUAUCACUAGUCCGAAUAAGAUGGUCAAAUUGCAAAGGUUAAAAAUACUCCCAAGUCAUAAGCGAGCCCAAGCUAUAAACUACCAAUUUUCAUGAAUGUAUCUUCAUUCCCUAUAAAUAGACCUCACAUCCUUCAGUUGAGGGGAUCGAAAAAUUAUUAUUCUCAAGAGAUUAUAAAAUUCUUUUGGAGUUAUCUCUGCAAACAUUCAACAAUCACAUCAAAACUGUGUCGACUUUCAAAAAUACUAAAAAGAGUACCUAUAAUUAAUCACAUGAAAACCAUGAAAGCCUAUUGCUAAGAAAAAAGAUAGAAACAUAUUCAUUUGAGAUUCAAGCUUUGUCAAACUUUAUUCGAAUACACUCAAACAAAACUCAAAUUCGGAUUGACGUUGACAAAUCGUUAUACCACAUUCAAACUAAGGUUGACAUUGAUAAAACCUCACUCUACACUCAACUCCACUAGAUAUUAAUAACACAUGUUCAUUCUCUAGCUACGGAACAGAAUCAGAGGACUUAGUUCAUUUUCAUUAUAAACUGUUUACAGAUAUUGUACUCAAUAUACAUUAUUGAAAUAAAAUUUCUUUAUUACUUUAUUUCUUAAUUGUCUUACUUAUUUUGACUUAAAAUUUGUGUAUAUACUCGGAUAUCAGUUGAGUUUGAUAUAUAUUGUAUAUUGCAAUUUUUUUUAUAUAAAAAAAGGUAUAUAAAGAUUACUCAUUAUUGGCCCAUCGUAUAAAUUUGUCUAGCUUCCCGACAAAUUCCAAGUAUUGAUACUAUGGAUGGGCACCCAUUGAUUCUGAAAGUGCAACCUUUCACUCUCUUUUCUCCUCCUCCCACACCCAUUAUUUAUGCAAUAAUUCUUUGCUUUACAAAACAAUUAUUGUCAACCCUAAAUAAUGGCCCACAUUAACAUAUACAAAUAUCUUUAAGGCUGUCCCAAAAUAACAUUAAGCUUCGUUUGGUAAGGUGUAAAACGUUUUCUUGUAAAAUUAUUUUCCUCUAUUUUCAAUUUUAUAUCGUUUAGUUGGCAAAAGAGUGUAAAACGAUUUUCCUUUGGAGUAAAAUUACUCUCCUAAUGAUGGAAAAUCAUUUUCCCUUCAAAAUGAAGGGAAAACUGUUUUCCUUAUCUUUCUUGUACACUCCUCUCACUACCUCCUUACUAUCCCUUUCAUUUCAUCAUUUUUCUUAUAUUGAACCAAACAACAAAAAAACUAAUUUUGAAAUUGCGUUUUCUAUUAUAAAUUGUUUUCCACGAAAAUCAUUUUAUACUGAAAAUGUUUUACGCCCUACCAGUUUAAUAGCCUAGUCAUUUCUAGAAUUAUAAAAUAAAGUUUCAAGGUGUCCAUCAAAAAGAAAAUAAGAUUUUUAAGGUAAGACAUAGGUAUCAUGCUUGUAGUUUAGAUGAAGCUUUCACCAGGUUCGUGUGGAUUCGCGUUGAAGUCUACUCUCGCUCAUAAAAGUCUUAUCUCUAUUAAGUACUUAUCUUAAUGUCUUAACGUGCAAAGAUGGAUUAUUGACCUGACCCACUACGCCACGUAAUUAAGUCAUCUUAUUAACUUCCCCUUAUAUAUAUAAUCUAUAGCAACGUAACCCUUUGCUUUAUAUCAUUAUUCAUUAAUUCAUAUUUCAUAAAGUCCUUUAACAAAAUGGAGGGGCUCAUCCCUUAUAUCUACAAAGCUAUAGUGCAACACAAGGAAGGUGAUCAAGGUGUAGCUCAUCAGUCAUGGAGGCUUAUUCAUGGAUCAUCGUCGUCGUCGUCGUCGCCGCUUUCGGCCUCCUCCUACAUGAGGCUUCCAAGCGGAGAUUCUGGUCGAUUUCAAGCAGUUUCUGAUAUCAACAUAUUACCAUCAACAACCACUCAAGUUAUGCUAUCAUCUGAGAUUCGAUCCGCGAAUCCGUGUUUGAGUUCUCGUCAUCAUGUUCAUCAUGAUCGUCAAGUUCUAUUGAUGCAUUGAUAUUGUGAACUACUGAACUGUCAAGGGUACAUCACAAAGGUGAUGCAGUCUAUCAGUUUAUGUAACUCAUGGAAGUAUAUAUGGAAAAGGCAAAUGCUACCAUAUAUACACCUUUGUAUGUUAUAUAUUCCUUUGAUUUAGUGUGUGUUCUUUGAGUGUGAAAACUAAAAAGUCACAGAAUUAAUUGUAUGUAGGAUAUUGUGUAAAUAUAUAUGCUACUUAUGGCCUCAAGGGGUUGGUGUACCAUAUAUGUUCUAAGUAUUUGAUUUCUUUUGUUCUCAAUUGUCCCUCUUGAGUCUUCACAAAGUGUAAAUGGUAUGUGUGUGAUGGCAUGGCUACAUUUGGAUUCAAAUGAAAUAAUAUAUCAAGUGUAUAUUAAGUUUUUUUGGAAGCAAAAUAUAUAUUAAUUAACGUGUUUGGUUUUA